Messenger RNA from Brassica napus (rape), 1568 nucleotides. RefSeq names its product sorbitol dehydrogenase. The transcript is spliced from 7 exons. Bases 198 to 1442 code for a protein of 414 amino acids. The record is from RefSeq and is a predicted model, not a curated record. Gene Ontology annotation, molecular function: zinc ion binding; oxidoreductase activity, acting on the CH-OH group of donors, NAD or NADP as acceptor. Lineage: Eukaryota; Viridiplantae; Streptophyta; Magnoliopsida; Brassicales; Brassicaceae.
AUUUCUCGUCUUCAACCAGGAGUUGAUCUCGACCUCACCCCACCAUUGACAGAGAACUAUAACUCACUACCAAUCCGGAAGAAUCAGCGCCACUCUCAUCCUCCUCCUCGCUUUGCUCUCGGAACCUUUUGGGUAGAAGAAGAUGAGCAGUGAAGUUGCUAGAGUUUACCGUGACAUUCUUAAAGCAGUGGUGAAACAUGUUGGCAAAGAAGACCACAAGUCUCAUUUCACCGACUUUGUCAAGCGCGAGUUUCGCAACAACUCAAACUCACUCCACCUUGACCGCAACUACACUUAUCUUCUUAAUAGCAUUCACUCUCACAAGGUGCUUUGAGCAGAGAAGAGUUAUGGGAAAAGGAGGAAUGUCUCAGGGAGAAGGCUCAAAGGUGGAAGAAGAGAACAUGGCUGCUUGGUUGGUUGGUCUCAACACUCUCAAGAUCCAACCUUUUCCUCUUCCUACCCUUGGUCCUCAUGAUGUGAGAGUUAGGAUGAAGGCUGUUGGAAUUUGUGGAAGUGAUGUUCAUUACCUCAAGACCAUGAGAUGUGCGGAUUUCAUUGUGAAAGAACCGAUGGUGAUUGGACAUGAAUGUGCCGGGAUCAUUGAAGAGGUAGGUGAAGGAGUGAAACAUCUAGUGGUCGGUGACCGAGUGGCUCUUGAACCUGGGAUUAGCUGCUGGAGAUGCAACCUCUGCAAGGAAGGAAGAUACAAUCUUUGUCCUGAGAUGAAGUUCUUUGCAACCCCACCGGUUCAUGGCUCUCUAGCUAACCAAGUGGUUCACCCUGCGGAUCUGUGCUUCAAACUGCCUGAGAAUGUGAGUCUGGAGGAAGGAGCAAUGUGUGAGCCACUAAGUGUUGGUGUGCAUGCUUGUCGCCGAGCGGAGGUUGGUCCUGAGACAAACGUGUUGGUAAUGGGAGCCGGACCUAUUGGACUUGUCACCAUGUUGGCUGCUCGUGCUUUUGGUGUGCCAAAGAUUGUGAUUGUGGAUGUUGAUGAUAACCGUUUAUCCGUAGCCAAACGGCUAGGCGCAGAUGGGAUUGUUAAAGUGACAACAAGCUUAGAGGAUGUUGGUUCUGAGGUUGAACAAAUUAAGAAAGCUAUUGGGUCAAACAUCGAUGUGACAUUUGAUUGUGCGGGUUUCAACAAAACCAUGUCGACAGCAUUAGCAGCCACUCGAUGUGGCGGUAAAGUCUGCCUUGUCGGAAUGGGUCACGGUAUAAUGACUGUCCCUCUCACUCCUGCAGCUGCAAGGGAGGUAGAUGUGGUGGGUGUGUUCAGGUACAAGAACACAUGGCCUUUAUGUCUCGAGUUCCUUACAAGUGGUAAGAUUGAUGUGAAGCCACUCAUAACCCACAGAUUUGGUUUCUCUCAGAAGGAAGUGGAAGAUGCCUUUGAAACCAGUGCUCGUGGAAGCAAUGCUAUUAAAGUUAUGUUCAAUCUCUGAAACAAAAAUAUAAAAGUAUUAUUUGGUCUUCUAAGAACAUUUAAGUGUUUCUGUAAUAAGAAUGCUUCUGUAUCAUCACUCUCGUAAUCCUUCUUCUUGAAUAGAUAAAUAUUUUGUUAUGACUGA